AUGGCACAGCGACAGGGAUCGAGCGGUGCGAACCGCACGCCGGCGGCGCCCGGCGCCCAGCGGUCCAAGGCGCCACUGCCGGGGAUGAGUGAUACGGCAUCGAUGCUGCGGUCCAGGCGUGCGACGGGCGUGCCGGGCCCUGGCUACUCCGACGAAAUGGACGAGUUUGAAGUCGAGACGCCUGGCGACGCGGCGCUGCACGAGCUGCCGUCGGGAAUCAUUAUGCCCGGGAUUAAGAGCACGCGUGUGAUUCCAGGACAGGCACAAGGAGAUGGUGUGGAGAAGCGCACGCCCAAGACGCUCAAGGCUACGAGCGGCGCGAGGCCGCGCGCGGCGCCGCCAAAACUGCCGUCGAAGGGCGCAAGUGCAAGCGUGGCGGGCCCACUGCGCGUUGCAGGGCCGAGCAAGCCACUGGUGCCGCAGCUGAAAGGGACGCCCGCUCGCGCACCGCGCUACUCGCUGCCUGUCCGCACAGAAAAGCAGGUGCGCACGAGCAAAGUCAGUGGCCGGCACGUUGUGCUCCCGAUGGAGAGCCAGCUCGCUCCUCUUCCCAGCACCCCAGCCGACGAGGAAGAGGAAGAUGAUGAGGAUGAGGAGGAUGAGGAGGUAGCAGAUAAGGAGCGGCUGCGCGAGGCACACGCGCCCGCGCCGGAAUUUGCGCAAAUGGCGGCGCCGCCCCGGAGCCAGAAGCGCCGAGGGCCGGUGUACUACUCAUUCGAGCGCAUGCCGCCGCAUGCGCGCGAGUAUACGAUUUUGCCGCGGCUUACCUCCUACGCCAUUUCAGCGUCAAUCCAUGUCCCGACACUGCUUGGGUUCCUCCGCAGAGAACACGGGAUCCGGCCGCGUUUGUAUGAAGGGUGUGCGUACGCCAUGUACUUUAAGCCAUUGCUCCCUGGGUUUGGGCGCGCAACGGUGCGCAGCUCGCGCGAGCCGAGCGGCGCGCCCGGAGACGAGAGCAGGCAUGAGCGCCAGAUCCAGCGCCACGAGGAGAGUGGCUAUGUUGGCAGCUACUUUGACCAGGCCGACGACCAGCAGAAUUUCGACACGGAUGGCUAUAUACAGGGCGGGCGUGUGCAGGAGCGUGCGGAAAGCGCGCAGGAGCCGCCGCGCGAUGCGCCGCACGCGCCGGCGAUUGACGAAAGCCGCGUCGAUUCCCUGCUCACCGAGAUGAUGGCCGAGGAGGCGCAGAGGCGCGCAUCCCACGGUGAGACGCUCGAGACGUCGCAUGCGGAUCUUGCGGGUGCGCGCGAUAUGCUGCGCCAAGAAGAAGCGAACGAGGAGCUGGGUAUUCAAGACGCGAACACAGACGCCAAGCCGCGGCGCAAAGUGCUGCGCAUCAACGAAGCCUCGCACACGCACGAAACGCGGGUGAAUGAGCAGGCUCCGAAAUCAAUCCGCGAGGCGCUGCAGUACGGCGAGAUGGUUGUCCUUACGUACGGCGUCGUGGUCCUGUUCAACUUUACGCAAGCCGAAGAGGAGUCGUUGUUGGCCGAUAUCCGUGCGUCUGGUGCGGUGCUCAACUCACACCGCGAGUACGACCGCGAGUUAUUCCACUACUGCUACGACCCUAACGUCCCUGCGCCGCGAAUCUACAACGACUUUUUCACGUUCCGCGCGCCGAACCACCUGCUCAAAAUUUCGCUCGCGCUGGCAAUUGCACAGUCGACCAAGCUCUCCGAGUUUGAGGAAAGCAUGCAGCGUACGCUCGAGCUUACCAGUCAUAUACCACGCGAGCUUGCACAGACGGGUGAGCUGCGUGUGAGCAGACGUGGCGCAUUGCGCAUGUCUGGCCACCUGUUCAAGCUGCGUGUGGAUGUGAAUUUGACGAGCGACGUGCUCGAUACGCCAGACCUGUUCUGGAACGAGGCGAGCUUGCAGGCACUCUACGAUGCCAUCCGCGAGUACCUCGAGAUUGACCAGCGCGCUGAAACGCUGAACGAAAGGCUCGCCGUUGCCAACGACCUGCUCGAGAUUAUUCACGAGCACUUGAACAACAAUGCCAUGAGCAAAAUUACGUGGAUCAUAAUUGCACUGAUCGUUGCUGCAUGCAUUGUCGCACUGGGCGAGAUCAGCGCGCGCUUGUUGGUAGCAGCCAAGUACAACAGGGGGGUAUCUGUGGGGCCCAGCACGUCUAGUGAACUGCUAUAG
This is a messenger RNA of Malassezia vespertilionis, 2148 nucleotides long. It is a transcript of the gene sif3, whose product is annotated as Sad1-interacting factor 3. The transcript has a single exon. Lineage: Eukaryota; Fungi; Basidiomycota; Malasseziomycetes; Malasseziales; Malasseziaceae. Bases 1 to 2148 code for a protein of 715 amino acids. The record is from RefSeq and is a predicted model, not a curated record.